Messenger RNA from Tarenaya hassleriana, 1233 nucleotides. Its product is annotated as EID1-like F-box protein 2. The coding region runs from base 68 to 913 and encodes 281 amino acids. Gene Ontology annotation, molecular function: protein binding. The record is from RefSeq and is a predicted model, not a curated record. NCBI's taxonomy places the organism in Eukaryota, Viridiplantae, Streptophyta, Magnoliopsida, Brassicales, Cleomaceae. The transcript has 4 exons.
AGAAGUCGUGGUGGGUUGCUCAGAAUUCGUCUUUCGUAAUCUCUGGAGCUUCUCGUGCUUUGGGAAAAUGGGGCUUUUAUUGCUGAUGAUGAGAAUCGAUUUGAGGAAUUCGAGUUGGGUUGAGACUGAGGAAAUGAAAACAUCAAAACAAUGCCGCUCUUGUAUUCGCUCGGCAAGCUGUCAAUGCACAAAAUUCGGGCAUCUUGAUGAAGAUGUUCUGUUCCUCAUGUUCCAGAAUCUGAACUGGAACCCUAAACUGAUUGCCACCAUGUCCUGUGUGUGUAAAUGGUUCAAUGAAUUUUCCAAACGUGUACUGUGGAAAGAAGUGUGCAGGGCCAGGGCACCCAGAGUGGCACGUGACCUCCAGUCCAGAGGGAGCCAGACCAUUGACGUGGAGUGGAGGGCACUUGGGAAACUUCUUGUUUACUGCACAGGUUCGAGCAAGGAUGGACUCUUCAAAGGCGUUGAAACCCCCGGCCAUUUUGUUCACAAGUCCCGUUUCAUCAAGGCAUCAGGGAAGUACUUCCUUCCUCCAAAGUGUAAAACCGAUGUUUUAUAUGUUUCGCGCACAUGUAGACACCUUGACGAUGGGACAGAGGAGAUGGGAACCAUUGGUUGGGACCCUGGUGACAUGGGAUUCUUCCGAGGGGUUUUCAAGUCUUUUUCUACUUCGAAGGUUCGUAAAAUGCUUAUUGAGAAAGGGGCACCAUUCCAUCCCACAGAGGUGUGCCCUUAUUGUGAGGCGAAGCUAUGGAGUAUCGGAGAGGCUGAAAUGAUACCGGAGACUGCUAGUAUAAGUUUGGAUGCUCAUGAGCAUGGUGUAGAAUACUAUGUUUGUCUCAACGGGCAUAUGAUCGGUGCUUGUACGCUCUGGUACAUCUUAGAGUCAGAAUCAGAGUACGAGUACGAUUGAAUGGAACCCAUCAGGUGAUUCAUGGUGGAUUUGGACAUCUUCGUUUUGUUAUCUAUCCAGACAAUUGGGUUGGAAACUAGGAUGCUAACUAUUUCGGAUUCUCAGCAUGUAUGUUUAUGCAUGGACAAAACUUGGAGGAGUGAAUUCAGUUUGAGACAUAUCUUGUCUCCAUAAUCUAUGUUUUGUCACAUUUCAUGAUGUUGGCUCUUGCCAAAACCAGCUACAUGUUUUGUUAUCUUGCUUCUGUAGAUUUACUCUUACAAGUCACUGGUUAUGUCCUGCAACUGCAUUUCUUGGAAAUUCAAUCAAUUUGACAGAUC